This is a messenger RNA of Podarcis muralis (Common wall lizard), 2280 nucleotides long. NCBI's taxonomy places the organism in Eukaryota, Metazoa, Chordata, Lepidosauria, Squamata, Lacertidae. The record is from RefSeq and is a predicted model, not a curated record.
GAAUAGCUCAAAAAUGUAAUUUAUUUUUGAGAUUUUGCCUAAAAAGUUCAGCAACUUUGCCAAAACAACAACAACAAAAAGCAGCUCUGGAUUUUCACUUUUUGAAAUAUGUCAGCCCUACACUUGCCCCCUCUUCUGAUAGAAAAUGCUUGGGAGAUGGACAACAAAUGGAGGGUCUAGGAGGGUCAUUUGAGGUUCAUCAUCCUUAUUUCUCCCCUCUGUUACAUAGCUGAGCAUUCUCGCAAUGAAUGUCCUACAGUUUAGCACUGUGGCUUGUGCUUUCAUCAGCCUCCUGUUCCUCCUCAUUGCCCUGGGCUCAGAUUACUGGUUGCAAAACAGUGUUUUCAACAAUGGCCUGUGGGUAGGUUGUAAUUCCAAAGAUGGCUGUCAUUCAUUUGGGAUGGAUGUACCAGAUUACUACCAUGCUACCCGAGCCUUCAUGUUCUUCGGGAUGAUUGCUGGAGCCGUCUCUUGCCUUACGCUUAUUGGCAAAUUUUUUGACUUUCAAUGUGGCUCCCUCUCCAAGACCAAGACCGCAGCUGUAGCCAGCUUUGUUGCAGCUCUUUGCGUCAUGAUUGCCAUGGCCACCUUCACAGGGCAGACAGAAGGAAAAGGCUCUUACGGAUGGUCUUUUGGCUUGGGCUGGGCCUCCUUUCCUCUCUUCCUUAUGACUGGUGCGCUGGCUUUCCUCUUAGAUGGGUCAGCAUGAACAUGAGGGAAAGGCUCUGCUACCAUUUCAGAUGACACCUGGUGCUUUGUUGAUCACGUGGGAUGCAAACACAGCCUGCACCAAGACAAGCUGGACCUGGAGGAAAUAACUAUACUUUCAUGACGAAACUGAUGCAUUAUAUAAUAGCAACAGGGUUAAGAAACAGCAACGUUGUCCCUUCACCACAGAUUGGAAUCUAUUAACUCAGUACUGUGGAACAGAGCUACCAACAGAAGACACAACUCCCAGCAUCCCAUACCACCGGCCUUUCUGACUUAGAAGAGCAAAAGACAGGCUAACUUUGGUUUAGAAGGAAAUCAUUCCUUCCCCAAAUGGUGACAUUCGUUUUUUUAAAAAGAGAUUGAAGAGUAUAUACAGGAUAUUGUUUGCUUAGCAUAUGCAACUAUUAUUAAUGAAGAAUAGUGAUGAAUAGUAGUCAAUGGCUGGGUUAAAGAUAAGGAAUGAAUAGACCAGACAACUUCUAUGCAUCCAGAAGAAAGGAAUAGCCUAUGGCUAUGCAGUAAAUCAUAUGCUUUGCGGUAUUGCCUUCACAUUUUGUAUGAGCACAUGACCUUUGUGAUUCACCUGUUUUUCUCCUAUAUCUUGUGGUUUUAAUGAUGAAUAAUAUAUUUAAAAUGGACCCAAAGAUUCCCAUGCCUAAAAGGCAGCCUGCAUAUGACGACAGAAACACGGCUUUCGAUUCAGAAUCAGGUCAGGUUCUAGCCCUGCAAAGUCAUUAGAAGCAAUAGAACCUCCCUCUUCUCCAUCUCUUGAUAGGCCUUCCUCUGUCUGUCUCUCAAACAUGCAAGUUCUCUGAGAAAAAUGGUUCUUCUUGCCAAGCUCCUUCGGGGCAUUUUAAUUAGACCUGAAUGUGACUUUUUCUUUAACAGAAUGUUCCCCUAGUCAACCUACUUGUUGAGCCUUCAUCCAGAUGUGUUUGCAAAAAAUGGGUUAGGCAAAAGUUAGACUGUGUCUGGUCUUUAUUGAGCCUCCAUUCUGAUUUGCUUGUGGGACAGUCAUGCAACAAUCAGCAUUCAUCCUGCCUUCAUCACUGUUGGAUGUUUAUAUGUCUUCCCGUUAAUCACUUCUCCACACAACACAAACACACCACUUGUCAGUACAUUCCCCCCUCGUCAACCUAAGGGUUGUAGCCAACAAAUUUCUAAUCAGAGUAGACCCAUGACCUAGGUUGGUCACAGCCAUUAAUUUCAGUGGAUCUACACUAAAGGAGUAGCAUCGACUAGAACUCUCUGUUUCUGUCAAGUGGUUACAUAACUUUCAUAUUACAAUAUUUAUCCAAAUAGUCUUUAAAUUUCUUCCAGUCUUCUUGAUGUUCCUCUUCUUUCUGGUCGCGGAUUCUCCCGGUGAAAGAAACAAUUAGGCCUAGGAUUAAAAUGGAAUUAAAUUUAUAAAUAAGAAAAUGUACGAUAAGGAAAGCUAUGUAACAUGAAUAGGACUGUGAUAUGGUCUUUUGAAACACUGAUGUUGGAAACUGCUACAUAUAAUUACUAAGAAAUUCGGAUGGAAGAGAUUCGAGGAAGUCAAAUACUAAGUUUAUGAAGAUGGAUGGU